AUGUCAAAGGAAAAGGGUGAUGAGUGUUUGCAAAACGAUUUCAAUGAAGAAACCGCAAGUUGCACAUGCGGUUUCAUUGGAUUCAGGAGAAACCAAGUGUUUGAUUGCAGCCAAAGCUGCAACAACAGGGAGAUAAGUAAUGUAAAUGAAGAUUCAGAGGAGCUAUUUGAGAUCAAUCUCAAGGAGCCAUUGGAUACAAUAUCAGAAGACUGUGAGAGCAGUGUGUUCUCUUUUGAUAUUCACAACCACAAGGAUAUUGUUCAUGUGGCAGUGGACCAUGCUGGAGAAUCAAGCAUGGAAGCACUUUUAUGGACUUUGAAACAUGCUGUCACACCCUCUACUACUGUUUGUCUUAUACAUAUUUUUCCUGAAAUUAGGCUCAUCCCAAGUCCAUUUGGAAAAAUUCCAAGGAGUCAUGUAAAACCAGAGUAUGUUGACUUUUACUUGGCUCAAAAGAAAGGCCAGAGGAAACUACUCCUUCAAAGGUUCAUUGACAUAUGCAUUGAUUCAAAGGUAAAUGUGGAGGUGUUGCUCAUCGAGGAUAACAAUGUUGCCAAAGCCAUAGUAGACCUUGUUAAUGAUCUUAGCAUAAGGAAAUUGGUGAUUGGAAUUACCAAAUAUACUUUAAGAAGAAGAAAUGCCAUAGCAGAUAAGGUCCUCAAGAAUGCACCCGAAAUCUGUGAUGUUAAAAUAAUAUGCAAUGGAAAGGAAGUGAUUGAUCAGAUGAUUGGUUGCACUUCAUCAUACUCCUCUGACAUUAGCAGUUCCAGAGUUUCACAAGAAGGAGAUGAAUCCCAUCGUUUUGUUCCUCUUAUACGUUUUAUCCCCAAUCCUAUAUGUUUAUUUAGACCCGGAUUUUAA
Abrus precatorius (Indian licorice) is the source of this 861-nucleotide messenger RNA. RefSeq names its product U-box domain-containing protein 35-like. NCBI's taxonomy places the organism in Eukaryota, Viridiplantae, Streptophyta, Magnoliopsida, Fabales, Fabaceae. The record is from RefSeq and is a predicted model, not a curated record. The coding region runs from base 1 to 861 and encodes 286 amino acids. The transcript is spliced from 4 exons.